Centropristis striata (black sea bass) is the source of this 1364-nucleotide messenger RNA. RefSeq names its product Rh blood group, D antigen (gene rhd). The coding region runs from base 1 to 1257 and encodes 418 amino acids. Gene Ontology annotation, biological process: ammonium transmembrane transport; ammonium homeostasis. The record is from RefSeq and is a predicted model, not a curated record. NCBI's taxonomy places the organism in Eukaryota, Metazoa, Chordata, Actinopteri, Perciformes, Serranidae. Gene Ontology annotation, molecular function: ammonium channel activity. Gene Ontology annotation, cellular component: plasma membrane. The transcript has 10 exons.
AUGGCUCCUCAGUACGCACCAAGUCUGCGCUCCCGUCUGGCACCUUUGCUGGUAUUUCUGCAGACGGGGUUCAUUAUCGUAUUUGCCUUUUACAUUGAGAUCGAAAGCAAUGUAAAAGUAGAUGGGGUUGCCUUCAGCAGCUUUUACUCAGAGUUCCAGGAUGUAAAUGUGAUGGUGAUUCUAGGUUUUGGCUUCUUAUGCACUUUUCUAGUGCGGCAUGGUUUCAGUAGCUCUGGGUUUAACCUCCUUGUGGCUGCCAUGGCCACCCAAUGGGCUCUCAUACUCAAUGGAGUUGAGUCCUUGUAUUACAGGGGGAAGAUCAGGAUGGAUUUGAGAAGCUUAGUGGUUGCUGAGAUGUGCGCAGCCUCUGCUCUCAUUUCAAUCGGAGCCCUUGUGGGGAAGACCAACCUUGUCCAGCUCGUCCUCAUCGCCCUGCUGGAGGUGUCUGGGUUUGUCCUGAAUGAAUGGCUACUCCAAUCUCUGCUGAUGGUCCGGCCUCAGAACAGCAUCAUGCUGCUUCACAUCUUUGGGGCCUUCUUUGGAGUCAUUGUGACCUUUAUCCUUUAUCGGAAAGGAUCUGAGCAGCGGUUUGAAAAAGAGAAAUUUGACCGCAAAUCAGGACUAUUCUCCACUCUGGGGACUCUGUUUCUCUGGUUGUUUUGGCCCAGUUUUAAUUCGGUCCUUGUGGAUAACGGUAUUCCUGGGAGGAAGCUGGGGGCCGUGUGCAGCACCUACCUGGCCCUGGCUGUCAGUGCUGUAACAGCAGCUGCGGUGUCCGUGUUCACAAGCCCCAAGGGAAAACUCAACCUGAUCCACAUGCAGUCAUGCAUCCUUGCUGGUGGUGUUGCUGUUGGUGUUUCCAUGCCAGUGGUUCAUCAGCCAUGGGAAGCUAUGACAAUUGGAUUCACCGCUGCUGUUGUAUCAACGAUUGGGUUCCGAUAUAUCAAGAUCCACAUGCUGCUCGCAUUUGAGUGCCAUGACACCUGUACUGUCCUGAGCACACAUGGACUCCCUGGUCUACUGGGAUGGGUUGCACAUCUCUUCCUGCAGAUUAAAGACUGUGAUGAUCACACAACGGCAAUCCGGUUUGCUGUAUUUCACAUUUUAUCUCUCCUCAUCACCAUCAGUGUAAGCUUGUGCAUGGGACUCAUUACAGGGGUCAUACUUAAGUGGAACUUCUGGAGACCGCCCCAAGACAAGAAAUGUUUUGAUGAUCAGGCUUACUGGGAGUUUCCCCAUCUUGCGGUGCGCAAGUAAGAAGACGGAGUCUGAUCCUGGAAGCAUAAACCACUUUUUGUGUUCAUUCAUAUUAAUUUAUAUAAUUUCAUACAAGUUAUUAGAUGUUUUUAUGUGUGCAAAAAAAC